AUGGAGGCUUCUAAGUUUGUAACGGAGAAGAAGAAAGAUGAAAGGAGGUUUACCGGAGGUUAUAUCAAAUUGCACUCAACCAGGAUGUAUAUCAAGAAAACUGGAAACAAGGCUUCCCAAAAUCUAAUCCCUUUAUUUGUUGGGAGUGUUGGCCUAAUCUUCACAAAGGGAGACUUGAAGGAAGUCAGUGAAGAAGUUGCCAAGUAUAAGGUCGAAGCUCCUAUGCAUGUUAGACUUGUGGCUCCGAUGGAUACGGUUGUUCCACCCGACAACACUAGUCUCGAUCCAUCUCAUACCUCUUUCUUCUAG
Molecule: messenger RNA, 309 nt
Organism: Lactuca saligna
Lineage: Eukaryota; Viridiplantae; Streptophyta; Magnoliopsida; Asterales; Asteraceae
Source: the annotation of a GenBank genome assembly